Trichoderma virens Gv29-8 is the source of this 2808-nucleotide messenger RNA. RefSeq lists its product as uncharacterized. The transcript is spliced from 2 exons. Lineage: Eukaryota; Fungi; Ascomycota; Sordariomycetes; Hypocreales; Hypocreaceae. The coding region runs from base 1 to 2808 and encodes 935 amino acids. The record is from RefSeq and is a predicted model, not a curated record.
AUGGUCCAUGGAUCGCCGUCGGAACUCUAUAGCCGCCGGGCAUUCGCAUCGCAAGCCGCCAUUGCUAUUGGGCGCGAGACUGCAAAGAUUUCCAGGUUUGAUCAAGACGACCGUAUUUUCGAAGCGCAAUCCGCUCGACAAGUCCCACGAGCCACGGCACCGACGGGCUUUUACAGACACAUACCUCAAUCCCUCACACACAAAUACGAAAACCAUCCAACUAUCCGAUAUGAGUUUCCUACAGAUGGUUCCACACGACAUGGGCGUCAUAGAGACGCCCAUGCCCACCCCACCGAUCCUGACGCAGCUCAAGGCUCUCUAGAUGUAUCGAAGCGGCCCUCUCCUUCACGCCGCCGUCGCAGAGUUGGGCAUUCUUCUGUGCCAUCCACAUCAUGGCGUUAUAAAUCUCCCAGUUUCUUACUGCAGCGGGUACUGGGAGCCAAUGAACAUGACCAGGAUUGGAGGAUACAAGCUGCAGCGAGUCGCAGCGCUCGUCUUCCAGUAGUCCUGCUGCAGAUGAUGAUUCGCAAAGUUGCUUCUCAAGAUCCCCGUCAGAACGAGCUUCUAGAUCUACUUCCAUCCUCUCAGGAAUGGGAAAAGGCAAUGGAUAUCGCGCGGCGAAAUGGCCAUUCAUAUACGGAUUUGGCCUAUUAUCUGUAUAUUCUCGAAGGCAAGACAGAUGACGUACGCUGUGAAAGGUUCCUCGAGCGCGAUUCGCAUAAGCCGCCAUUUAUUUUACACUUCCUUCUGAGGCCGUCAUCCAAGUUCACCAGUCUCGAAACACUCAAUCGUCUCAUCGCCUAUUGCCGCUCUUCAUAUUUGGCGGCGAUGAGAAAUGAACCGGAUAAAUCAAGUGACCAGGUCAAGAGACGACAGCGGGCGUAUGGUUCCGCGAGCUUCAAUUUCGUCAUGUCCCUUCUUGCGCACCAUUGCAUUCGGCUUGACGCCAGACACACGGUUAAACUCGGAGAACUGGCAGUCGAAUAUAUCGAGACAAUGGCGGAAUCAUCCCUGCCUCAGGAAGAAAUUUAUCAAGCUCAAUGCUCAGUGUUUAACCACGGCCUUCGGCUUUUCGGUUCAGACUAUCGCAUGCAUUCGAUUCAGCACUCAUCGCCAAAUUCAUUCUUUUGGGAAGCACAGAGAAUUCUUCUUGCUGUAUCUUCUCGAUUGAAGCGGCAACUGCUUGUAGAGGUUGAAGGUUUUCGAGCAAUCAGACAGGUUUUGGCAGGCAUGUCCAAGAAUCAAGUCGAGAUACACAGUUCUGUUAGACACGCGCCUACAUGGCCCCCAUAUUUACAACCUGGGGACGGCAUGGACGAAGAGAUGGACCCCGAAGACAGCUGGAGCCGGUCGGUAGGGCUAUGGGAGGCUUCCAUUAGAGCUACGCGCAAUGCACAGGAGGCUUGGGAGAGGUUCCAGAACCCACCAAAAGCAGGGCUUGAACUCGGCUUAGCCGAGUAUACCGCGAUGUUUGAAAAGUUGACGAUGAGAGAGGCCGACGAACACACCAGAGCCCUCCCUGGUGACAGAGCCUUGAAUUUCCCUACUCCACAGGAGCCCAAUCUCAGCGAAUUUGAAAAGGCUCGCAUUCGCCCGCCAAGUAUCUCCCAGCUCUAUGAGAGGAUGCGGCUGGAUGGUAUCCGCCCAAGUGGCAGCUGCCUUGCAAUCCUGGUCGCCAACACUGAAUCAAUGGAAAUGGCGCGGAAAUAUCUACACGACUUUGACGAAACUGGUGCUCUGUAUCGUCUCAUGUCCCAAGAGAUGGAUGUGCAAGCUCUAAAGAAGGUGCCCAUAAGCCUCAUCUCAGCCUAUGUUCAAGUGAUGACACGACAAGAGGGUAAACGAGCCAGAAAAUACAUGAUACGGGCUAUUGAACUGGCGGAGCAGCGGUUGGGAUCUGACCAGACUCAGUGGUCUAAUUUCAUCUGGGGCACAAUUCUAAAAAACCUGUCACAGCACCACCACGGCCUAAGGAUAGUUGUUUAUCAGCAACUCAAGCUAUCUCUACAUGUCAUGCAGAAACUCGACUGGCCUUGUGGACCUACACUCCCCGCAUUUAUCCAGUUCAGUAAGACUCUGCGAAAGAUUGCAAAGCGCGAACUUGGGCAGCUUUUCACCGAAUUGGAAUCGGAUUCGUCGACAGCCGAAAACCACGCGCUGUGGGCCUUGUACGACGAGAAAUCUAGGCACAGGGACGCUAUGCAAUGGGAUACUUUCGAUAAUAGACCGGGAGCGCUGGGUGUGUUUCGCCUCUUCCGAUCUUCCGCUUUGCGGAUGAAUGAGCUGUUUGACAAACUUGUUUCACAUGAAAGAGAGAGCCGGCGACUACUGGGUACAACGAAAGUGGCGCCAUUGGACGAGAUGAUGUGGCGAAGAGACCCUGCUCGAAGCGAGCAUGCCUACGAUUAUAUGAUAUCCUUGGCAUACUUGGGCGAGUUUCAGCAGAUGGCCAACUUGCUGAAGUGGUUAAUCAACAUGUGGGGGCAGCCUGACGUGGUCCACGCAUUGUCGGAGCUGGACGAGCCGCCGCCGUUUGCCGACUUUUUGAAGACUCUCUGCGCAUUUCGACUCUUGGCCGAGCCGAUGCUCGAGCCACAAGUGGUGGAUUCUUUACGGGAAGCAAUUGGCGCGGCUGGACUGAACUGGACAUGGCCUGACGAAGAGACUGUGGAGGCAUACGUCCAUAUGCAAGAGGAUGAAUCUAUUCAUAUUUUGGCGCGCGUGCUAGAGCGGGUGCGCCUGUCGUGGACGGAUAUGAGUAGGGAUGCCGUGGUGGAGCGUGAGAGUGAAUGGAGAAACGACAUAUAA